GUGAUUUUUAACAGCAACACAGCGACUGUAACCUUUCCUCCAUAUCCAAAACCACGAAAUCCAUUGUUUCUCUCUCUAUCCCAACAAUGGCAGUCGCUCCAGCCUCAUAUUUUAACUCUACACUUGAUCCAUCCCCCCCUUCUCUAAGCUGCAGCACCAGAAUCUUCGUGGGAUUAAGAGUUCAAUCUCCAAACGGAUGGGGAGUAGGAAAGUCCAAUUUGAAUGUGGAAUUUCGUGAUAAAGUGUACAAAAGCAUGGAGUCCAGAUCCAUUAAUACCAAACCAACAAGGGGUCGUGUAGCAAUGAUGCCUAUUGGAACACCUAGAGUGCCUUACCGAAACCCAGUUGAAGGAACUUGGCAGUGGGUUGAUUUGUGGAAUGCUCUUUACCGUGAGCGUGUUAUUUUUAUUGGGCAAAACAUAGACGAGGAGUUCAGCAAUCAGAUACUUGCUACAAUGUUGUACCUUGACAGUAUUGAGGAUUCAAAGAGGCUCUAUAUGUACAUUAAUGGCCCUGGAGGAGAUCUCACUCCUAGCAUGGCUAUCUAUGAUACGAUGCAGAGUUUGAAAAGUCCUGUUGGCACUCACUGUGUGGGAUAUGCUUAUAAUUUGGCAGGUUUUCUCCUUGCUGCUGGCGAGAAGGGUAAUCGCUUUGCCAUGCCGCUGUCAAGAGUUUCAUUACAAUCUCCAGCUGGAGCUGCGCGUGGUCAGGCUGAUGAUAUUCGUAAUGAGGCUGAUGAGCUGCUACGAAUAAGAGACUAUCUUUUCAAGGAGCUGGCUCAGAAAACUGGCCAGCCAGUUGAAAAGGUUCACCAGGACCUAAGUCGGGUGAAGCGCUUCAACGCUCAGGAGGCUCUUGAAUAUGGUCUGAUUGAUCGGAUAGUUAGGCCACCCCGUAUAAAGGCUGAUGCGCCACGACAGGAUACUACUGCAGGUCUUGGAUAGUUCAUCUUUAUGCCUCGGGCAGAUACGUAGUUACAGAUGUUCUAAGCUUCAGUAGACUUUGGCAUUGAAAAACUCAUUUUUUCUGUUAAUUUGAUGACUCCCUUUCUUGAUAA
Messenger RNA from Salvia hispanica, 1057 nucleotides. It is a transcript of the gene CLP2, whose product is annotated as CLP protease proteolytic subunit 2. Gene Ontology annotation, cellular component: endopeptidase Clp complex. The record is from RefSeq and is a predicted model, not a curated record. NCBI's taxonomy places the organism in Eukaryota, Viridiplantae, Streptophyta, Magnoliopsida, Lamiales, Lamiaceae. Gene Ontology annotation, molecular function: ATP-dependent peptidase activity; serine-type endopeptidase activity; ATPase binding. Gene Ontology annotation, biological process: protein quality control for misfolded or incompletely synthesized proteins.